Molecule: messenger RNA, 3306 nt
Organism: Austrofundulus limnaeus
Lineage: Eukaryota; Metazoa; Chordata; Actinopteri; Cyprinodontiformes; Rivulidae
Gene: gart
Product: phosphoribosylglycinamide formyltransferase
Biological process (GO): 'de novo' IMP biosynthetic process; adenine biosynthetic process
Cellular component (GO): cytosol
Molecular function (GO): ATP binding; phosphoribosylamine-glycine ligase activity; metal ion binding
Source: RefSeq, a predicted model, not a curated record
CUGAUUAGAUGGAUCACUUUUCGAAUGGUUUUACAAGAUAUAAUAUAAGACCCCCAUCCUGAGAAAAGGUCAUCACUCCUUUACGGCUCAGUAAACYGCUUUAGCUAUAGGUAUCAUGGCAGAGCGGGUUCUGGUGGUGGGCAGUGGUGGACGGGAGCACACGUUGGCCUGGAAGUUGGCUCAGUCGCCACAGGUCCAACAAGUCCUGGUGGCUCCGGGUAACGCUGGCACGGCCGACUGCGGCAAGAUCAGAAACUCUGAGGUUUCUGUCAGUAACCACUCUAUCCUCGCUCAGUUCUGUAAGGACCACCAUGUGGGGCUGGUUGUUGUCGGACCUGAAGCUCCUCUGGCAGCAGGGAUCGUGGAYGACCUGACGGCUGCAGGUGUGUCGUGUUUCGGUCCCUCGGCCAAAGCAGCUAAGCUGGAGGCCAGUAAGAGUUUCUCCAAGGCCUUCAUGGAGCGUCACGGCAUCCCCACAGCUCGCUACGGCUCCUUCACAGAUCCCGAGGAGGCCUGCAGAUACAUCCGCAGAGCCGACUUUCCCGCUCUGGUAGUGAAGGCCAGUGGUUUGGCGGCGGGGAAGGGGGUCAUCGUGGCGAGGGAUCAGAACGAGGCCUGUCAGGCUGUGAUGGACAUCAUGAAGGACAAAGCUUUUGGAUCUGCAGGAGAGACUGUGGUGGUGGAGGAGCUUCUGGAGGGAGAGGAGGUGUCGUGUCUGUGUUUCACUGACGGCACCUCCGUGGCUCCGAUGCCUCCGGCUCAGGAUCACAAACGGCUCCAGGAUGGGGACCUAGGGCCAAACACUGGUGGUAUGGGAGCCUACUGCCCAACUCCUCAGGUGAGUCAGGAGCUGCUGCAACAGAUCAGAGAAACAGUUCUGCAGAAAACUGUGGACGGGAUGAAGGAAGAAGGAACUCCUUAUGUGGGUGUGCUGUAUGCAGGGUUGAUGCUGACAAAGCAGGGUCCAAAGGUUCUGGAGUUCAAUUGUCGAUUUGGAGAUCCAGAGUGUCAGGUGCUGCUGCCUCUGCUGCAGAGUGACCUGUAUGAGGUGAUUGUAAACACUAUGAAUGGAAAACUGUCCUCCAACCCCCCCRUGUGGCAGCAGGACAGCUCUGCAGUCACUGUGGUCAUGGCCAGCUCCGGCUACCCCGGCUCCUAUAAGAAAGGAGUGGAGAUCACAGGUCUGUCCCAGGUCCAGGACAUGGGCCUGCAGGUUUUCCACGCCGGCACCACCCUGAAGGAUGGAAGUGUGAUUUCCAGCGGCGGUCGCGUCCUGACGGUGACGGCAGUGAAGUCGUCUCUGGAGACCGCCCUGCUGGCAGCCAAUCAGGGAGCAGCAGCCGUCGGCUUCCYGGGUGCCGUGUACCGRCGGGAYAUCGGCCACAGGGCCAUCGCUCACMUGAACCAGAGCAGAUGUCUGACGUAUAAGGACAGUGGAGUGGACAUAGCUGCUGGUAACAAGCUGGUGGAGCUGAUCAAACCUCUGGCCAAGGCAACAUCCCGCCCCGGUUGUAGGUCAGAACUGGGAGGUUUUGCAGGACUGUUUGAUCUGAAGGCAGCAGGGUUUGUCGACCCAAUCCUGGUUUCUGGGACAGACGGCGUUGGGACCAAGCUCAAGAUUGCCCAGGCGUGCGGGCAGCACGGUGGUCUGGGUCAGGACCUGGUAGCCAUGUGUGUGAACGACGUGUUGGCUCAGGGMGCCGAGCCGCUCUUCUUCCUCGACUACUUCUCCUGCGGCCGCCUCGACGUGGACGUGGCUGCCUCCGUGGUCGGCGGCAUCGCUAAAGCCUGCAAGACGGCCGGCUGCGCUCUGCUGGGCGGKGAGACGGCAGAGAUGCCGGGCGUCUACGCUCCCGGAGAAUACGAUCUGGCCGGUUUCUGCGUCGGUGCAGUGGAGCGGGGGUCCCUUCUGCCCAGGAUGGAGGACAUCGCAGAGGGAGAUCUGCUGAUCGGGGUGGCCUCCUCUGGGCUUCACAGCAACGGGUUCAGUCUGGUCCGCAAAGUCCUGGAGAGGACCAACCUGAGCUACAGCUCCCCUGCUCCAUUUGGGAAGGCAGGACCAACUGUCGGGGAAGUUCUGCUGACUCCGACAAAGAUCUACAGUGGCCUGCUCCUGCCCAUCCUGCGCAGCGGCGCCAUCAAAGCCUACGCACACAUCACAGGAGGGGGGCUCCUGGAGAACAUCCCCCGGGUACUGCCCCAGGAGCUGGCUGUGGAUUUAGAUGCGUCCCAGUGGAGCAUCCCUCCAGUGUUUUCCUGGCUGUAUAAAGAAGGGGGUCUGAGUGAGGAGGAGAUGUGCCGCACCUUCAACUGCGGCCUCGGUGCGGUGCUGGUGGUGGCCCCYGUCGAUGCUCAGAGGGUCCUGCGUCAGCUUCAGGUCCACGAGGAGGCCUGGACCGUUGGAUCACUGGCUCACAAACAUCUUGGAGCAGCAUCCGUGGUGGUCCGUAACCUAAAACAAAGUCUGCUGAAUGUUGAAGCAGCUUCUAGUGAGGUGUCCAGAGCAGUCAGUGCUGGUUGCCACGAGGACAGCAUCACACCACGCAAGAGGACAAGAGUUGGAGUUCUCAUCUCUGGAACAGGCACCAACCUGCAGGCUCUGAUCGAGCAGGCCAAGCGCUCGUCCAGCUCAGCAGAGAUUGUGGUGGUCAUCUCCAACAGACCUGGGGUUCAGGGUCUGAAGAGGGCCUCGUUGGCUGGCAUCCAGACACGAGAGGAGGUGGAUGCAGGAGCCAUAAUUGUGCAAGAGGCUGUGCCUGUGUUGGCCCACGACUCAGAGGAGACUUUGUCUGAGAGAAUAAAGGAGGCAGAGCACAGAGCCUUCCCCGCAGCUCUGGAGCUGGUAGCUGGUGGUUCUGUGCAGCUGGACGAAGCUGGACACGUCAUGUGGAAGACGCAGAAAUGAUCAGCACGUUUUGUCAUCACCCUUCAUGGCAUGUUGUCACAGUGGGAGCAUCAGUCCCUGCAGUAUGAACAGUAAUUAGCACAGGUGUCAAAUCAUGGCAGUCAGUGGCUGCUGUCCUGUUCAAACACACCUGAUUCACUUGAACUGUCUGAAUUCAUUCAUGCAGCUCAGGUGUGUUGGAGCAGGAGAAACAAACCUGCUGCUCUGAAUUACCAGGAUUUGAUUCUUGUUUGUCAGGAUGAAAAUASGACUUAUUACACUUUAGAUCUGUAUGUUUUCAGUUUGAUCUCACUGCCUUAGUGCACACUGUUUACUUGAAGUGUAAUUACAUUCCAUUAGUCUGUUUAUUGAACAUGCAUGUUUCAUAGCAUUAAAGUCAUGUAGGUGGGAAAAAUUACAAA